This is a messenger RNA of Spirometra erinaceieuropaei, 369 nucleotides long. The record is from the annotation of a GenBank genome assembly. Lineage: Eukaryota; Metazoa; Platyhelminthes; Cestoda; Diphyllobothriidea; Diphyllobothriidae.
AUGAACGACGCAGUGAAGCAGGGCUUCAUCCUCGCCUCCAUCCUCUUCAGUCUUGCGUUUUAUCCCAUGCUAAUAGACGUUUACCGUAAUGAGCGUCCAGGCAUUCGCUUCGCCUACAGGAGGGACAGCCAACUCCUCAAUCAGCAGCGAAUGGACUUCCAGUCGCGUGGAUCCAUAACUACUGUCCAUGAGCUUCUCUUCGCGGACGACUGCGCUCACAACGCCACCUCUGAAGGGGACAUGAAAAGGAGCAUGGACCUCUUCGACGCCGCCUGCGACGACUUCGGCCUAAUCAUGAACACGGAGAAGACGGGGGUUAUGCACCACCGCUACCCAACGCUGCCUACAAUACAGCCCAAAUCCACGUGA